Messenger RNA from Dermacentor silvarum, 4169 nucleotides. Its product is annotated as protein VAC14 homolog. Gene Ontology annotation, biological process: positive regulation of kinase activity; phosphatidylinositol biosynthetic process. Gene Ontology annotation, cellular component: PAS complex; endosome membrane. The record is from RefSeq and is a predicted model, not a curated record. Bases 69 to 2342 code for a protein of 757 amino acids. The transcript has 18 exons. NCBI's taxonomy places the organism in Eukaryota, Metazoa, Arthropoda, Arachnida, Ixodida, Ixodidae.
CGUGGGUGUCAUGGCUCCUAUGGAACGCGCGUGAGCAUCGCCAGCAUCGCUCCCCAGUUUCAUUCGUGAUGGCUAACUUGACAGAAAAAGACUUUGCACCGCUGAGCGCGGCCUGUGUGAGGGCCUUGAACGACAAGCUGUACGAGAAGCGCAAGACAGCAGCGCUGGAAAUUGAGAAGAUGGUCAAGGACUUCAUGAGCAAGGACAACGUGAUGCAGAUCCGCAAGCUGCUCAAGCUCCUCGGCCAGGACUUCACCCUGGCACACAAUCCCAAUAGCCGCAAGGGAGGCCUCAUCGGGCUUGCUGCCAUGGCCAUCGCUCUAGGCAAAGACUCGGCGCUGUACGUGGACGACCUGGUCAAGCCAAUCCUGGCCUGCCUGAGCGACUCUGAGAGUCGCGUCCGGUACUACGCCUGUGAGGCGCUCUACAAUGUCGUCAAGGUGGCACGUGGCGCCGUCCUCCCCAACUUCAAUGACAUCUUCGACUGCCUCAGCAAGCUGGCUGCUGAUUCUGACCAGAAUGUCAAGAAUGGCUCGGAGCUCCUCGACCGCCUUCUCAAGGACAUUGUGACGGAGAGCUCGUCGUUCGACCUGGUGGCCUUCAUGCCGCUGCUGCGGGAGCGGGUCUACACCAAGAACCACUUUGCCCGCGCAUUUGUAGUCUCCUGGGUGUCAGUGAUGAACUCAGUGCCUGACAUUGACAUGCUCAUCUUCCUGCCCGAGAUCCUCGACGGCCUCUUCCACAUACUUGAAGAUCCCUCUGUUGAACUCAAGAAGAUGUGCGAGACAACGUUGAGCGAGUUCUUGCGCAACAUAGUGAAGCACCCUGACCGAGUGGACUUUGCCGCCAUGAUCCGGAACCUCAUCGUCCACUCGCAUUCCUCUGAGGAGCUCGUGCAGUACACGGCCAUCAGCUGGAUGCGCGAAUUUGUGGCACUGUCGGGGCGGACGCUGCUGCCGCACGCAGCGGGCAUCCUGGAGGCCAUCCUACCCACCCUCUCGUACGACGAUAAUGCGUACAAUAUCCGUGAGACGGCCAAGGCGGUGAACAUGCGGCUGAUGCAGCUGGUCACCGAGGAGGACGACCAGCCGUCCCAUGGCCCUGCGGUGAGCGAGAGCGACUCGCCUGGGGCGCGCCGUCUGGGCGCGCAGCAGAGAAUUGCGGGCGACCUCCAGCAGGACGGCGUCACCAUGACGGCCGUGCCUGUGGUGACCGAACUGGAGCUGACGCCACUGGUGAAUGUGCUGACGCGGCAGCUGAUGCAUGUGUCGAUGCAGACGCGCAUUGCUGUGUUGCGCUGGUUCCUGCACCUGUUCACCAAGAUACCCAACAAGAUCUUUGUCCAUGUGGAAGAGAUAUUCCCGAAGCUGCUACAGACUCUUUCGGAUCCCUCGGAUGAGGUGGUCCUGUUAGACCUCGAGGUCCUGGCGGAAAUCUCGUCGUCGAGUGCAGCCGGGGGCAGUGGUGCCACGAAACGGGCUGUAAGCAGCGGGGGCAGUGGGGCUGUGCCUGCUGGUGAUGCAGUUGCUGUGCCCAACGGCUACUUCGGCAAGUUCAUGCUGUCGCUCCUCGACCUGUUCCAGUCUGAUCUGCAGCUGCUUGAGGAGAGGGGCUCCUUUAUCAUCAGGCAGCUGUGCGUUUUGCUGAGUGCGGAGGACAUCUACCAGUCCCUGUCGGAGAUCCUGCUUGGCCGGGAGGACCUGCGCUUUGCGGCACACAUGGUGCAGACCCUCAACACCAUCCUACUCACCUCCACCGAACUGUUCGAGCUACGCAACCAGCUCAAGGACCUCAACACCAAGGAGAGCUGCUCGCUGUUUUGCUGCCUGUACCGGUCUUGGUGCCACAACCCAGUUGCCACGAUAUCCCUGUGCCUGCUCACCCAGAACUACGAGCACACCUGCUCCCUUCUGCACCUCUUCAGUGACAUGGAGGUGACGGUCGAGUUCCUCACUGAAAUCGACAAGCUGGUGCAGCUCAUUGAGUCACCCAUCUUCACCUACCUGCGGCUGCAGCUGCUGGACAGCCCGCAGCAGUCGUACCUGGUCAAGUCCCUGUACGGCCUGCUCAUGCUGCUACCGCAGAGUGAGGCGUUUCACACGCUGCGCACCCGUCUCGCCUGCCUGCCGCACCCAUCCCUGCAGCAGAUGGACACCGGCACCACCAUUCGCAGGACUGCGGAGAACAGCAGUGCAGAGCGGUGCAAGUCCGAGAUAGACUUCCAGGAGCUUCUGGAGCACUUCCAGAAGGUGCAGGAGUCGCACAAGAAAGCCAAGCCAGCUGCCAGACUUAACCAAGUGCUACGGCUGAGCGGUGUUGUGGACUCUGUGCAUCAGGCGUGACAAGACUUCGACUUAGGCAUCGCAAUUUUCAUCAGUGCAUCGAGCUCCGCAUUGCUGAGGGUCACACCUUGCUCAUGUGUCACACUGCAGAAUGCACUCAACAGUUGCAUUCUUUGUGUGUCUCCCCAAAUGCUGUCGCGGGCGUUGUGACCAUACAUUCCUCGAAGCCGCUUGUAAAAGUGGUUCCAGAAAAAAGAAAGAUUGCUGAGCGUUGCAUAGCAUUGGUACAUUUUCUAGUUGGUGCUUGUGUUCCUUUUAGUCAUUUUACCAUCUUUGGAUUGUCACCUUCGUACGCGGAUCAAGUUGUAGUAAUGGACGCAUAGAGCCGAUAAUAAGAGUCGAGUGUGCAAUGUGAUGGCGAGCUUGCGGUGACCGUUCCAAAUGUCUUGCGUGCAGAAGAGUCCCAUGAUGGCUUGCCUCAGAGGCUGGAACACAUGUAUUUUUUUAUGCAUCGAAUCUCUGUGAGAAAAACUUAUUCAGAAAAUUGAUGAUUGUGAUAGAGCCAUGUCUGGAAGAAUGUAACGUGGCGUGUCCUUGACCAAAACGCUUUGGUAUAUGCAUAAAUGUAUAAAUAUAAGCCUUCAUUUUGCAUGAUGCCCACGUGUGGUGUUUUUUAUCGUCACUCAAGGAAGCGUAAAGGUCAACUGCAUCGAAAUUGUUGACUGCAUAAAAAGGCCUAGCCUCAGAUAGUAUGCAUGUAAACAGUGUUCAUGUAAAAUUUCAUGUUUAAAAUGCGAGUAGACGUGUCGCAAAACACUUGGAAAAAUCGGCGUCUUUGAUGCUAAAAUUCUAAAAAUGCUGGUAUUGCCGCUUGAUGGAAAUGACGCAGCAACUGGAGUGCUAAGAACUAGCGCUGUGCCUAUUAAAUAAAUGCUUCACGGAAAGACUAGCGCCUCAAUAGACGCUUCAUGGAAGGAUUAGCGGUGCAUGGUGGGCAAGUCCUCUGUCCUGGUUUAAAUGUGCACCGGGCUCCUUAAUGAUUGGCUGACAUGAACCUAACCUUAGCUCCACUGCACAUAGUUGCUGAGACAGCAUGGGUGCCCACAUUGUCUGCUGAGGUGUUAUUUAAAAGCCUCACGCUGUAUAUUGUACUACUCGUAACAAUUCAGCUGCAGUGAAAUUUUGUUUCAGUUGGCCUUUAAGCUUCUGCCCACCUCGAGAUGCAGAUAUUCCCAUCAUCAAAUGAUGAAAUUAUUCGAAUUGGCUGCAUUGUAAAGGAGGCAUUAAAUUCUAGUGACCACUAAGAGCAGAUUUUGUGCUCUGAAUUACAUUAAAAAAAUUAAUGUAUCAUGUUUGCAUGUCUUAACUGCACCACAUAAUUGAUUUCUAAAACUGCAUCUGUAGUUUUUGAAAAAUGCUACUAUUUUUAUAGGAGUUUGACACUCAUGCUAGCAAAGUAAGAAUUUCAUGCAAGAUUUAUACUAUAGUAUGACCAAGUUGCCUGCUUUGAGCACUGUCUUCAGUUGCUGUUUAUGUGAUGCUUAUCUUUUUUUUUUUUAAUUUCAAGUUUUUGUAAAGUAAGUAAUAUUGUAGGACUUAAAAAAUGAUGCACUUCCAACAGUGACUAAAAUUUGAGCUUUUUCUUAAAACGCAACAGAUGCAAUUCAGAUCAGUUUUUCACUUGAUUAUAGAGAGCAUAUCGGUGUUUUACUUGCAUUUGAACAGGUAGUAGGAAGCUAAAGCUUCCUCAGAAUGAGAUCUACCUGUUGUGGAUUUAUCAGCUGUCUUAUGAAAAGUUGGGCAUUAUGGAGGACUGAGACACUUGUGUACAGUGUAUAACUUAUGGUGGCAUAAAUAAAGGUUACGCUAUUUAUUUGUAGCAAUAUA